This is a messenger RNA of Anguilla rostrata (American eel), 4579 nucleotides long. Its product is annotated as transcription factor AP-4-like. Lineage: Eukaryota; Metazoa; Chordata; Actinopteri; Anguilliformes; Anguillidae. The transcript is spliced from 6 exons. Gene Ontology annotation, molecular function: RNA polymerase II cis-regulatory region sequence-specific DNA binding; DNA-binding transcription factor activity, RNA polymerase II-specific; protein dimerization activity. Gene Ontology annotation, cellular component: nucleus. Bases 755 to 2203 code for a protein of 482 amino acids. The record is from RefSeq and is a predicted model, not a curated record. Gene Ontology annotation, biological process: regulation of transcription by RNA polymerase II.
UCCCAUUUUGUGGCAGUUUAUUUCGCAAUUCGUUGCAGUCCAGUCAGACAACGCUGGAGGGACGAUAAGCAAACUCGGUCUACCUCCUACUGCUCCAGCACACCCAAAAUGGUGUACGACGCCUGCCUGCCUCCCCCGGUUCCGCUCCGUUCAGACCCCAGCGAUAGCACAAACUGGCGCUGUUUACUCCUUCCAGAUCGUCUGACAGCUGCAUCAGUUCCGUUCUCUCCGUAGUGGAGAGCAGCGCGCACGCAUUUACACUGAAACUACGCGAUCCACACAAUCCCCCACUGUUUAGAAAAAAUAUUAAUCUAUUCCUAAAUUAUAACUACAUUUCCACCUUAACCUAGUCGCACUGACGUAGCUAAUAUCACAUCUGGAUCUUCAUUACACCGACUGUAUAAAUUACAAUAGUGAGCAGUAGGAUCUGUCAGAAUCGUUUGUUUAAAUCAGCCUCCCCUAGUCUUACGCCUAAUUCAUUCCCAUGUUUGUAGGCUUAAAUAGCCCUUUGUUUACAUGCAAUUCCUCACUCUGCGGAAGGAGUCUUUACUGUUGCUCCACGAUUCCAACCAGCUGUUUCCCGCCCUGAAAAGACAUCCGAUCAGCUGCAAGUACACACAUACACGUACAUGCAGAGGGUGGAGAAAGCGCUGCACACACACACACACCGAGGGAACCCCAUCAGCUGGAAGAGGAGUAUUAUUACAACUCGGAACUGUUCCAUUGCGUUGGAUAUGUGUGACCUGCCGAUUUAAUGCGAAUAUCCACUUUGGGAAAAAAUAGGAAUAUUGCGAGGAGGAAAGGGGGGCUGCAGGGUAACAAUAAAGUGGUUAAAAAGGACUGGAUUGCCCAAACUGGAGAGAAAAGCAUGGAGUAUUUCAUGAUGCCAGCUCAAAAGGUUCCCUUACAGCAUUUCAGGAAGACGGAGAAAGAUGUGAUCGGGGGUCUGUGUAGCCUGGCCAACAUCCCCCUGACGCCAGAGACGGCACGCGACCAGGAGCGGCGAAUCCGCCGCGAGAUCGCCAACAGCAACGAGCGGCGGCGCAUGCAGAGCAUCAACGCCGGCUUCCAGUCCCUCAAAACACUCAUCCCCCACAGCGACGGGGAGAAGCUCAGCAAGGCCGCCAUCCUGCAGCAGACGUCGGAUUACAUCUUCUCCCUGGAGCAGGAGAAGACCCGGCUAAUGCAGCAGAACUCCCAGCUCAAACGCUUCAUCCAGGAGUUCAGCGGCUCCUCCCCUAAGCGGAGGCGGGUGGAGGAGAAGGACGAGGGGAUCGGGUCUCCGGACAUCCUGGAGGAGGAGAAGGCGGAGGACUUGCGGCGGGAGAUGAUUGAGCUCCGGCAGCAGCUGGAGAAGGAGCGCUCCGUGCGCAUGCUGCUGGAGGAGCAGGUGCGCUCUCUGGAUGCUAACCUGUACCCUGAGAAGCUGAAGGAGAUCGCCCAGCAGGUUCAGGACCAGCAAGCGCAGAUGCAGACACAGACGCUGCUCCGGCUGCAACAGCUUCGUGAACAGAAGGAGAAAGAGCAGAAACCACGCAGCCCACAGGUGAGUUACACACAAACUGUUCUCAUAUAUAGUAUGACAGGCAUAGACACAGUCACCAUGCAGUGUUGGUAUUUGCUCGGAUUCAGAUUUAGACUGAAUUGCCUGACUGAUUUGAAUCUCUCUCUUUCUCUCUCUGUCUGUGUCUCUCUCUCUCUGUCUUUCUCGUGGCUUCAGGCCCCAGCCACGCCCCCAGCCCCCACCCACCAUGCCACAGUCAUUGUCCCCGCCCCCACGUUGCCCCUCCCACCCCACCACAUCACCGUGGUUACCAUGAGCCCAGCCUCUGUCAUCAACACAGUGUCCACAUCACGGCAGAAUCUGGACACCAUUGUGCAGGCCAUCCAGCACAUUGAGGGCACGCAGGAGAAGAGCAGCAGUGCAGAAGAGGACCAGAGACGGGCCGUCAUCGUCACCUCCACCUCCACCUCCACCCGCGCUCCACCCAACACCUCCACCUCUACUCGUGCUCCACCCAACACCUCCAGCUCUACCCGCGCUCCACCCAACACCUCCACCUCUACUCGUGCUCCACCCAACACCUCCAGCUCUACCCGUGCUCCACCCAACACCUCCACCUCUACCCGUGCUCCACCCAACACCGCCAGUUCUGACACUGCCUCAGACAGCGAGGGGCCUGACGACCACCUGCUGACCUGAUCCUGCACACACACACACACACACAUGCACGCACAUGCACAUGCACACACACUCACGCACACACAUACAUACACACACUCACACUUACUAUCACUCAUACAAAUGUACACACACACAUUCACACAUACACAUCAUGCUCACGCACGUAUACACACACACACACACACUCUUUCUUGGACAAACAGGGAUUCAGGGGGAAGGGAUUUCCCACACAUGCAAACUACAACCUGAUGCUCGUACAGAUACCUUACUGUGAUUGGCUAGCACAGACACCACAACCUGAUAGGCUAGCACAGACACCACAGCAUGGAAGGCUGACUCAAGCACCACACUCCACACUCAAAGACCCAAACAAAUGCACCUACAGAGGUGCCCUGCAAGUUAGCAGACAAACAGAAACUGGAAGAAACACGCGCAGGCACACACAAACAUACACACACAAACGCUGAUGUCAAUCAUCUCGUGACAGCGCUCCUAAUGAUCUGACCACACCCCCUUUGCCAGCUCCCCUCCAUCCCCCUGCCCCCCUAACCCCCCCCACCCUCACCUUCCAUACCGUACAGGCCAGACGCCUGUCACCACACAGCCACUCUGACAGAACCAGAACCAGGGCUUUUACUCCUAAAACCCAGAAGCUCCCCCCACCCCCCCAUGGCUCUUCCCUCCCUCCCUCUGUCUUUCUCUCCCCCACUCUUUGCUUUUUGUCCUGGGUUGGCCUCAUUCUUGUCCUUGGCACUGUGAACUUGGUUUCGGUUUUUAACGGUUGGCUCCAGUUUGUACCGGUUGGCUCCGGUUGGUCACGGUUGGUUUCGGUUAGCUUCCUCUUGCCUCUCGGCGUCUGUGUGGGAGGGGCUUGUUCUUCGUACGUACAGAGCGGGUCAGAGAGGCGCUGGAGAUUCGCGAGCCCCCCCCCCGACGGGGGGUUGGGGACAGACACGCCCGGGCAGCGUCCGGGUGUGAGGCGGUGUCGCGCGCUCAGAGCAGGCCGCCCGAGCGGCUGGCCUCGUUUGGCCCCGCCCCGCGGUCAUGACCCUCCGCUGCCACCAGGGCGGUGUGUGGAGAAUUCAGACGCACACAGACGCACAGUCAACACACAGGCGAGCUCAGGAUGUUUACUGAGCAUUUUUACACUGAUCCUGAGCUCUGUCCUGAGCCCUCUGUUUCGUGCUGCAGCUAGAGUGACACACACGUGCUCAGUCUCACACGCACACAUGCGCACGCACACACACAGUCUCACUCACAUGUAUGCGCGUGCACACACGCAGACGUGCAGAGAUUGUCUGUAGUCAUAGCACACUGAGCCGCGGGGGGUGCACACAUUGGACAGUAUUUCUCAACAUUCCAGUAUUUUUCUCCUCCUCAGUUUCAUCAGGUAUCCAUUAAAUUUCAGGCCCCAUAUUACACGCCACUUCUUUUUUUUUAAGGCGUCGCUCAGUAACACAGUGAAGUUAAAGCUGUAAAAACGUACUUCUGUGCAUUUAAAACUUUGGUAAAUGUUUGGUUUGAUUGCGAUGGGUAAGGAGUAAUGCCCAGCCAUGCCGCAGUGUUUUUUCCACACGGUCUCCCCUGGCGGCGUGUCGUCCCUGUGGGCAGGUCAGAGGUCGCCGGGGGGCGGGUCUCGGACUCGUUUGGGUAAGAGCGCAGCCGCGCUGACCCGGGGCCGGCGGGACUCGUUGGGUGUUGAGCGACGGCGGUUAAUGGUUUCUUUUUUUGUUUGUUUGUUUGUUUCUGCGUGCCGCUAAGCAGUGAAAAGCCGCGCUUUUCUGCGCACGGUGUGAGACUCGCACAUUACCUCAGCCAACGUGGCACUCCGCUGUCUUUUUAUCUCCCCCCGCCAUUUUCUUAAAUCGAGACGUUUCUCUGUCAGCUACAGUUUGGAGUAACGUGGGGAGGGGGGCGGCUGAACCCAGUUGGGGGGGGGGGGGCAUACAGGGAGCCCGUAAAGCACUUACUCUUCUGUUAGGAGGAUUCUUUCAGGAAUUACCCGUCACUAUGACGACAAUGAUGAUGAAGCUCUUAAUUUGCUGUGAGUUCAUACCGAACAGCUGUGUACCCCAAGCACCCGCCCCUUUUUACACUUACAGCCAUCCAAUCCCUGCCGGUCUCACUGGACACCUCGUGCUCUCCACUGUCACCUCCCCCACCCCCAUCUCCCCCCCUUCACUACCCAUCUCUUCCAUCUCCUUCUUCCUUCAUAUCAAUUUACUAUAUACACUCCCCCUCCCCCUCCCCCAGUAUUUUUUUUUUGUCUGUCUGUCGGACUCCUUGUGGUCGUUGAGAAGCUAUUAUAUUUUGUUAAAAAAAAAAAACUUUGGGAAAAAAGAGGCUUGUGCCUUUGUAAAGAAAGAGUAAUAAAGUUUGUACUUUGUUUUUUAA